Messenger RNA from Volvox carteri f. nagariensis, 1272 nucleotides. RefSeq lists its product as uncharacterized. NCBI's taxonomy places the organism in Eukaryota, Viridiplantae, Chlorophyta, Chlorophyceae, Chlamydomonadales, Volvocaceae. The transcript has 9 exons. The record is from RefSeq and is a predicted model, not a curated record. The coding region runs from base 640 to 1260 and encodes 206 amino acids.
UGCCACAGGCGGUGCCCGAAGUUUUCCACCCCGGAAACCUGCCGUCCGGCUCGGAGGUGCUUGCCCUCUGCGCCCAGAGAUUUUCCGUCCACGGGAUCACUGCAACGGCCACCUUCGAGCCCAGCCUUGCGGACUGUGUCGGCCGGUGCAAGCUGGCUGGCGACGGCGUCUGCAUUGCCGUCGAGUACGACAACGGCGCCGGCAAGUGCAGGCUCCUGCGGUCCGUGUACGACAGCAUCGAGAACGACGAGGAAACCGACCUAUUGGGCACAACGGGGGUUUCGGAGCUGCACACGGUUUGCAGCCUGGGAAGCUCCAGGCUGGUUCUCCAACUCCACGGCGAGAGCAAGAUAACGGUCAACGGCCUGCAACGCGCUCUGCCAGAAGAGCCUUCUUCUCCAUCUCCCCCAGACAACGGCAACAACCAGGCACCCGUCAGCCAGCCGAACUUCCCACCGUCGUGGCCCAACGGACCUUCGGCACCAAACGAUCCCUACAAUCCCUGCCCCGUAGCAGGCCGGCCGGCCUCCCUGACAACGUACAGGUGCGCUGCUGGCUGGGAGGUGAAGGGCACGCUGCUUGCCAGUCAACCCACGGGUACCUACACAGCCGCCCAAUGCGAGGCACUGUGCGUCGCCAAUGCGCAGUGCCAGUUCUAUGUGUCGUACCUGGACGGGAAAUGCAGCUUGCGGUACAACCCCUGGACGGCAGACCUCUACAACUCAGCACCCGCACCGGGAGUCGUCAACAUCACAUGCAGCAAGCCUGGCGCGACACAGCCCCUUAAAUUUCCACAGGCCUACCAGACUUGCAUGUGCCAAUCGGGAUGGUGCUAUGGCAUCGCCAACUGCGUGGAGGGCUUUGAGGCGUAUGGCGAGUGGGGUUUCUUCUCCACCUCCGUCCCCAACGGCUAUGCUGAUAUGGGCAUGUGCAUGGUGGGAUGUCUCUACAACCCGCAUCUGUGCUCCUACGCACUGUGGUACCAGAAUGGAACAGACAUUCUCUGUCUGGCCCGCCAGAAGCCCUACAUCUACCCUACACCGAUGCCGGACUACUACAACGUCCAAGGCACCACAGGACCAAGCAAGCGGGCGAACAUCAUGUGCGAGGUGGCCAAUGUGGGAUCCAUGUACCUGGAUGCUGGGAGGCCCAACCCAGGAGCAAAUGCAGAGGAGCAAUUGCUUCCCAGCCAGGCUUGCAGCGGCAUACAUAACAGCUGAUUCUAUAAAAGCCAGCCUAUAUAUAUGUAAAUAUAUGUAAAUAUAUGUUUAU